Haliotis rubra (blacklip abalone) is the source of this 5084-nucleotide messenger RNA. RefSeq names its product E3 ubiquitin-protein ligase MIB2-like. Gene Ontology annotation, cellular component: cytoplasm. Gene Ontology annotation, biological process: protein ubiquitination. The record is from RefSeq and is a predicted model, not a curated record. The transcript is spliced from 17 exons. NCBI's taxonomy places the organism in Eukaryota, Metazoa, Mollusca, Gastropoda, Lepetellida, Haliotidae. The coding region runs from base 116 to 2896 and encodes 926 amino acids. Gene Ontology annotation, molecular function: ubiquitin-protein transferase activity; zinc ion binding; protein binding.
UUUGCUGACCUAUCCUUUAGGAAGAAAGUUGAUGUUUGAAGUGUCAAAAUUUUACGAAGAAUAACAACGAUCCGUCCCUUUCCCCUUAAAUCAAAUUAUUUGAUGUUGCCCAGUAAUGGAAGUUGGUCUACGAGUUGUGCGGGGACCAGACUGGAAGUGGGAAAUCCAAGACGGCGGGGAUGGCCACACUGGCACAGUUGUUGAAAUCGGUAAACCGGGCAGCACAACAUCUCCGGACAAAACUGUGGUCGUACAGUGGGACUCUGGUGCCAGAACUAACUACAGAGUAGGAUAUCAGGGUGCCUACGAUCUUAGGAUACUAGACAAUGCUCCUACAGGUGUGAAGCACACCAACAUUAUCUGUGAUGCGUGUAAGAAACAAGGGAUCCAGGGCAUGAGGUGGAAAUGCACAAAGUGCCACGACUUUGACCUUUGCACUCUCUGUUAUAUGAUCGAUAAACAUGACUUGACUCAUUCCUUCAUGAGAUUUGAGUCGUCCAGUUCGAAAGGGUUUAAAAUGACGACGCGAAUGGUAGCAGCCAAGAGUCAGGCAUGGGGUAUAUUUACUGGAUCUCGGGUUGUGCGAGGACCGGAUUGGGACUGGGGUAACCAGGAUGGUGGUGAAGGAAAAAUAGGCAAAGUUACAGAUAUCCGAGGUUGGGACUCGGAAUCUAGUCGCAGUGUAGCGCAUGUCACAUGGUCAUCAGGGUCAACCAACGUCUACCGUGUCGGUCACAAGGGCAAGGUCGACCUGAAGUAUACACAACCGGCAGCUGGCGUGAUGUACUAUAAGGAUCAUCUCCCUGUGCUGGGUGAAUUUGUUGAAGUAGCAGGUCCUGGAAUCGUUUGUCAGUUUAAGGUCAGCGAUAAAGUUCGAUGUGACCUUGAGGUAGAAAUAUUGAAACAGAUGCAGGAAGGUCAUGGAGGCUGGAACCCACGUAUGGCUGAGUACAUUCAUAAAGUGGGUACAGUGCACAGGAUAACUGACCGAGGCGAUGUGCGUGUGCAGUACGACGGUUGUAGCAACCGGUGGACAUUCCAUCCUAGCGCGCUUAAUAAGGUGCACUUGUUCACCCAAGACGAUGUUGUGAAGAUAGUUGAUAAUGAGCAGCGGAUUAAAGAGCUACAGAAAGACCAUGGAGAGUGGACAGACACCAUGAGAAAUACACUGGGUAAGCUAGGCCGGGUGCUGAAGGUGUACACUGAUGGUGAUCUGCGGGUGAACGUGGAGGGACAAACCUGGACGUUCAACCCCGAAUGUUGUCAGCUUAUACCACACGGGGCACAAGAGAUGAAUAACACCAUGGGCAGCCAUCGAGAUAGACCGGAGACAAUACCGACCCUGACAGCACUGUUGGACCAGCUGGUUGAGCUGCGGAGUAAGCCGGGCCUGGAGACUGGCCCGGACCGUCUGGUUCGAGAGGCAGCACAAGGACAUGUGGAAAUUGUCCGUGAGAUCAUAACAAAAUUUCCAGACAAGGUUGAUCAGAAGAGUUCAGGGAAAACUGCGUUGCAAGUUGCAAGUCACCAAGGUCACCGGGAGAUUGUUUCAUUGUUGCUUGCAGCAAAUGCUAAUUUAGAACUGCAGGAUGAAGAUGGUGACACAGCACUUCAUUACUCAGCAUUUGGUAACCAGCCAUUCGUCAUGGAGGUGUUGCUGCAGAAGGGGGCUCAGAUAAAUGCCCUGAACAAUGGGGGCUGCAGCACGCUUCACGUCGCCGUCAACAAACAACAUCUACAGUGUGUCAAUGUCUUGCUCAAGGAAGACUGUAAUGUUAAUAUACAGGAUGCUUAUGGUGACACAGCCUUGCACGACGCCAUCGGGAAAGAAAGUCGAGAGAUUAUUGACUUGUUGAUCAAUUUCCCCGGCAUUGACUUUACCCUGAGGAAUAAACGGGGAUUCAAUGUCUUGCACCAUGCAGCCCUGAAAGGCAACAAUGUAGCCACAGAUAAAAUUUUAAUAAAGUGUCGUCAGAUCGUAGACAUCAAGAAAGACGAUGGUUUCUCUUCAUUACAUCUGGCAGCUCUGAACGGACACAAAGAUGUCGCAGGAACACUCCUGGGAACGGGCCAUGCUGACAUAGAGAUCCGUAACAAUCGCCAACAGACCCCGCUGUUGCUGGCUGUGUCCCAGGGGCACACAGCGCUCAUAGAGCUGUUGGUCAGCCAAGGUGCGAACGUCAACGUCGCAGAUGAAGAUGGUGACACCUGCUUGCAUCUGGCACUGAUGAGGCAAACUGUAGCUACCGAGAAGGAGAGUUCUCCGACCUUGGAUGCACCAACUAUUUAUCAGAUUCGGACACAGCUUGGAAUGACAGAUGAAGAGGAACAGACGGGGGCAGCCAUUGCUUGCUACCUGGCUCAGCAGGGGGCGAAUCUCAUGCAUCAGAACCACCAACAUAAGACACCACUCGACAUCAUCAGUGAUCCUCGGGUGGAGGAAGUCGUCAAGCAGUUUGCUACAGCUUAUGCCACCGGUAAUCGCACAGAGCUCCCAAUGUGUCUGGAGGGAGAGGAGUUGGUAGAAUGUGAAGUUUGUUGCGGAGAGCGAGCUAACGUGACGUUCGAGCCAUGUGGGCACGUGAUAGUAUGCCUUGAGUGUUGUGUGAAGAUGAAGAGGUGUCUCAAAUGUAAAGUUCCCAUUGAGAUAAAGCGUGGACCAGAUGGCCGUCCUGUUGGUUCUAUUCGACAGCCAAUCAACGAAACAGAUGCUGUAAUACUGAAGAAGAAGCUUCAGGAAAUGGAGGAAUCUCUUAUGUGCCCAGUGUGUAUGGAACGAAAGAAAGACACAGUGUUUCUUUGUGGACACGCUCUGUGUGGGAAGUGCUCGGACGCGUUGAAGUUAUGUCCAAUGUGUCGGAAACCAAUUUCUAAAAAGAUUCCACUUUAUCAGUGAUUGGUGUAGUUCAUAUGGAAAGUUUUCCAAAAUACUCAAAAAUACCAAAUUUAUCAGUGCUCCACCAGAAGUUCCAUCAUCGUCCAUGAUGCAUCAGAAUGGCGUCGUACCUGCAACAGUCAUCCAUUGAAAGAUGUGUUUACUGUGUGACGAGUGUGUACAAGCGGUGUUUUAUCACAUGGCAUUUACUAACGUUUGUAGAGAUAGAGCAUCAUAUUGAUUUGUAACCUUGGCAACAGCUGUUUGGAAAGGUAUGAUUAUGAGAGUUAUAUCCUACACACAGUUCAACAGUUAUUGGUUUUAUGUCCACCCUAAAGCCGUGAUGUUACAGUAAGAUAUAGUGUAAUAGGAAGUGCCAAUCAGGUUACCGCAUUCUAAGGACUGUGUGCCUCCGUAUCUUCGUUUGUUGACAUGUGACAAACCAGGUGAAAGAAAAUUCAUGAAAAGCAACAAUGUUUUAAUACACAACAGCAGUGUCAGGUGAUAAGAUAAAUGAAGGAUAUUGCGUGAUAUACAACACUGUUGCAUUGUGCAGAAAGAGUGUUGGCUUGUUUCUCUACACAGUGUGAUAAUAUACAACUGCAUCAUUGUGACAAGCUGGAUGAAGUACAAUGUGAUGACAUCACUAUACAAGGAACAACUGCAUCAUUGUGACAAGCUGGAUGAAGUACAAUGUGAUGACAUCACUAUACAAUGAACAACUGUAUCAUUGUGACAAGCUGGAUAAAGUACAUGCAUGAUGGCAACACUAUACAAUGAACAACUGCAUCAUUGUGACAAGCUGGAUGAAGUACAUCAUGAUGGUGACACUAUACAAUGAACAACUGCAUCAUUGUGACAAGCUGGAUAAAGUACAUGCAUGAUGGUGACACUAUACAAUGAACAACUGCAUCAUUGUUACAAGCUGGAUGAAGUACAUCAUGAUGGCGACACUAUACAAUGAACAACUGCAUCAUUGUGACAAGCUGGAUGAAGUACAAUGCAUGAUGGUUACAGUGUGCAAUUUGAAGUACAGCAAUGUCAUGCGCUGGACAAAACAUACAAUGCAUGAACAUGAAUGAAUGCAACAAAGUGACAGGGUGAAGAACUGCAUCUUGGCAACAGUGUAACAAGUUGAGUGAAGAACAAUGCAUCUUUGCAACAGUCUGACAAGUUGGAUGAAGAAAAUGCAUUAUGGCAACAAAAUGACAAGUUGGAUGAAGGAUAAUGCAUUAUUGCAACAAAAUGUCAAGUUGGAUGAAGGACAAUGCAUCAUGGCAACAAAAUGACAAGUUGGAUGAAGGAUAAUGCAUUAUUGCAACAAAAUGUCAAGUUGGAUGAAGGACAAUGCAUCAUGGCAACAAAAUGACAAGUUGGAUGAAGGACAAUGCAUCGUAUCAACAGUCUGAAAAGUUGGAUGAAGGACAAUGCAUCGAUCAACAGUCUGUAAUGGCAACAAAAUGACAAGUUGGAUGAAGGACAAUGCAUCGUAUCAACAGUCUGACAAGUUGGAUGAAGGACAAUGCAUCAUGGCAACAAAAUGACAAGUUGGAUGAAGGACAACACAUCGUAUCAACAGUCUGACAAGUUGGAUGAAGGACAUGCAUAAUGGAAACAAAUGACAAGUUGGAUGAAGGACAAUGCAUCGUAUCAACAGUCUGACAAGUUGGAUGAAGGACAUGCAUCAUGGCAACAAUGUAACGAGUUGGAUGAAGGAUGACAAUGACAACAAUAUACGAAAUGUGAUGAAAAGGGUAAAGCAGAAUGCAUGGCAACUGAGUCAGAUGCAGAUCUGUGAAAGAAAUGCAUUCUGGCAAAUGGACACACUGUAUAAUGGAAGGCUGGCAACAGUACGACAAGUUGAAUGAUGGCAAAUGUGUCAGUGUGUCACACCCAGGCAUAAACAGUUUCCAUGACAAACAUUGUGUACAGACAACGGAAAUAUUGUUAGAGGGUGGUACAGUGUGGAAUCACUUUUAAAGGUCUGACGAACAAACAAGGCCAUGGAACAAUAUAUAAGCCUAAACCUUAUGGAUUAUGUCGUGUACAAGUUUAUCUAAGACACCUACCAUCACCUCCAGCAGGUCAUCAACCGUCAUCACUCUAUGGGUGUUUAAUUAUGACGUAAUCUUUCGAAAGUGAAACUAUAACUUUCUCCACAAGACAAUGGUAAACAUAACAUGUUACAUGCAGGGUAAGACAAGCUUAA